UUAAAUCCUACCCUUCAUCAAAAACGUUUUACAUCAUAUAUCCCUUGGCGUGUUCGGAUCUUCUUUUACAUUUUCAGCAUUUCCCAAACAUUCCCAACACGUAAAAUGCCAUUAAAAGUACAGAUAGAAAGCUAAGGCCAGCUUCAAUAUCAAUUUGAAUACUUGGUCUUUGAUUCAUGCAUGAUAUGUAUAUAUAUAUAUAUAUAUAUAUAUAUAUAUAUGCACAUACAUAUAUUCAUACAGGCAUUAAGCUUGAGUCUUGAAGCUAGCUCUUGAAUCCAUUAAGUACUAGAAAUUUACAAUGGCGGUGAGAAAUUUUUGGGCUUCUUAUAAAAUUUCAAAUCUGAUUACAUCAGUUCAUCGUUAUUGGCUUUUCGCUGGCAAUCCAUCUCAGUCACAGCACCGUGAUGUGCGUUUCUCUAACGUUGGAUAUAGUUGUUCUACACAUCAAGGGUUGAGAUUGAUUUGCACCAGUGCUGGCAGUUCUAGUGGAGCACAUCUAAAGCACAAGCCUGACCAUAUGGUGAAGGAUAAAGUGGACAAGGUUCAACCAGUACCAGUGCCACCUUCUUCUAUGCCCAGAUUUUAUAUGUGGUACUUAAAAAAAUUGUUUAUAAAUGAAUUUUGACAUGAAUAUAUAUAUAUUUUUUUCUCCGAAAGUUCAAACAAAUACACAUAGAUUUACAAUAUUGUUUUUAACGAAACUCGAACUCUCAACCUCUCCUUUGAGAAUGAGAGAU
Cornus florida is the source of this 740-nucleotide messenger RNA. RefSeq lists its product as uncharacterized. The record is from RefSeq and is a predicted model, not a curated record. The coding region runs from base 302 to 628 and encodes 108 amino acids. Lineage: Eukaryota; Viridiplantae; Streptophyta; Magnoliopsida; Cornales; Cornaceae. The transcript is spliced from 2 exons.